This is a messenger RNA of Adelges cooleyi (spruce gall adelgid), 1201 nucleotides long. RefSeq lists its product as uncharacterized. The record is from RefSeq and is a predicted model, not a curated record. The transcript has a single exon. Gene Ontology annotation, molecular function: acyltransferase activity, transferring groups other than amino-acyl groups. Bases 425 to 844 code for a protein of 139 amino acids. NCBI's taxonomy places the organism in Eukaryota, Metazoa, Arthropoda, Insecta, Hemiptera, Adelgidae.
AAAUUGGAAGGGGAAAAAAUAACCACCAGUGACCAGACAACAGCUGCUGUUGUUACUAUAUACCAAAUACUGUAUUACGGUAAUAAUACUGAGUAAUUAUAGUAUUACUCAUUAGUUAUUAUCCCGCACCUAACACCCUGAACACGGGCCGUUAAGUGACAAGACGGCAGCUGUUGUAGCCUGUUCACACAUGCUUCUUACAAUCUUGCCAUUGAUUAAUCAAUGAUCUCACUAAGUAUACGUCCAUCACUCAUCAGUCGCCGGUUGUCGAUAAAUAUCCAAAUACCUAAUUGAUCGGGCCGAUAACAGUUUUUUUUUUCUUCAAUCGACAAGUAGGUACAUAAUAUUAUUAUCUCUCUUGGGCGAGCAACAAGUGGGAUUAGAUAUACCCUUUUGAGCAAUCAACAAGUGCGAAUCGAGCGAGAUGGCCGCCAACACGACUUCCAUCAAGAUUUUCACCACCAAGACCGCCGUCAAGGAAAUCGGUUCCAUAAUGAGAAAAUGCAAACAUCAGAUGAGGUACUUCGACACCUGUUACGUGGAACAGUGGUACGGCGACAAACGGGUAUUUUGCUAUGUGCUCUACGAAGACGGUGUGCCGGUGUCUUUCGCUCUGUUGUCCACUUGCGACUUCGACCCGAUGAAGGAGUACGCAAAUCCGAAAAUGUUGAACUUCAUCUACACCCUAGAAGGGCACAGGAGAAAAGGCUACGCACUCCAGUUGGUGGAACACGUCAAGAAAAACAACCAGUUCACCGUGUGUUGCAACAGCGAUGAUUCAAAAAACCUAUUUGAAAAAUCCAACUGCAAACGUUUGGACGACCUCAUGUACAGACAUCCAUAAACGUGCAAUUAAUGUACACAACAACAACCCACUCAAUACAUACGGCACAAUCGACACCACGUACCCGAGGUAGGUGCCCGGAUGCUACACGGCCGACGUUUUGAAAAAUAACGCUUAGAAAUUUAAAAGAAUAGAAUAGAAAGUUGCAUUGCAAACACAGUAAAAAAAAAUAAACUUUCCAAGUUUUACUUAAACUUAUCGUGAAUAAAUUGACUUGAAUUAUAUUAUAUUUUAGUGUAAAAAAAUUUUUCAACUUUGUCUUACCAAUAUUAUUUUAGACAUCCUAUCCUAUAUGGAAUUUUGAUAAAUGUAAAAUGUAAAUUUGAGUUCUCAAUAAAUGUUUUGUGAUUGUUUGUA